CCGGCGGCAGCGGCAGCGCCUGCCUCCCAGCCAGUCUCCUUUCCUUGGGGCCAGUUUAUUCCCGAGGCGAGCCGUGCAUGCUGCCCUCGGCGUCCCGCCGUGUGGCGAAGAGCGCGGCGCUCGGAGGAUGCAGCCUCCCGCCGCUCCGGUUUCCAUGACUGACCCUUUGGCCGUGCUGGACCCCACAGGAAUCUUAAAACAAGAGGAAGCACCCAUUCCAAUGAAGGAAGGCAAUUAAUUGGACUCGUCCCUCUGAUUGCAACCGACAUGUGGCACUUUGCAAAAAGGAAGAAAACUUCUCUAUGGUUCACAAUCGCCCUCUUGAUAGUGUCUGUUUUCAUACUGACCAUAGGCCUUGCAGCUACCACCAGAACAGAAAAUGUAACUGUGGGCGGUUAUUAUCCAGGAAUAAUCCUUGGUUUUGGGUCCUUCCUAGGGAUUAUCGGUAUCCAUCUUGUAGAGAACCGGAAGCAAAUGUUGAUAGCAUCCAUUGUGUUCAUCAGCUUUGGAGUAGUAGCAGCUUUCUGUUGUGCAAUCGUUGAUGGUGUGUUUGCAGCACGACAUAUAGAACCCAGGCCUUUAUAUAAUAAACGGUGCCAGUAUUAUUCAAGUGGAGUUGGAUUCUUAUAUGAUGUUUACCAGACCGAGGUGACAUGUUACACCUUAAACAGCAAGUGUCAGCUGAAAGUGAAGAGUAACACAUGCUACUGCUGCGAUUUGUACAAUUGUGAAAACUCAGAACACUCUACCAGCUAUUACGAGUUCCUUGGCGUGAACAGCUGUCAGGAUGUGGUCCACUUGUACCGGCUGCUCUGGUCCUCCACUGUCUUGAACAUCAUCGGGUUGUUUCUUGGCAUAGUCACAGCAGCCAUACUUGGGGCAUUUAAAGAUGUGGUGCCUCUCUCACAAAUUGCCUUCAGCUCUGGCCCUCCACCACAGAUUCUUUACAAUCCAGCUCAGCAGAUUCUGACGUAUGCUGGGUUUUGCCCUUCUGCAGCAACUGUUCCUCAUUAUGCUUCCUACCAUUUACCCCUUCAGCCUACCAACAAUUUCCCAACAGCAUCAUCUACCGAUAUUUCUUUAACCGACGACACUCAGCCACCAUCUCAGUCCAGCUCUAACUAUGGCUUGCCUCCCAAUGCUCCUCCAUUAUAUACACCAUAUUUCCUGUCAGGUGAAAAGCCUCCACCUGGCAUCUAUUGACCAGUCUCUAUUGGAGGACAAGAAUGAGAUGUGAUGUCAUUGGACUUGUAGACAGCUUCAUCUAGAUCCACAGCUUGCUUGUUAACUUUGACUGUCAUGCAGCCACGGUAGAAAGCGGUGACUGGAGUUGAAGUGACAGGAACAUCUGUAUGUUUUGUUUUGUUUUGUUUUAAAGAAAAGAGAAGGAAAACAUAUUCAAUAAAGGUUACCACCAAGUU
Molecule: messenger RNA, 1421 nt
Organism: Podarcis raffonei (Aeolian wall lizard)
Lineage: Eukaryota; Metazoa; Chordata; Lepidosauria; Squamata; Lacertidae
Gene: TMEM255B
Product: transmembrane protein 255B
Exons: 11
Coding region: 268-1203 (311 amino acids)
Source: RefSeq, a predicted model, not a curated record